ACCCAACAAGUCGUGACAUUUUUCGACUAAUUAGAUAUGUCGAAAGAAUGAGAUCUUUCUUCUUUAGUAGUAUCUAGUUUACAACCGGGAAACAUGGUGGUGACAUGGUGGCAAUUGGUGGUGGGGGUUGCAGCCCUUGUAUUUGUUUCAGUGGAUUGCCAAGAAUAUCAAAACAUGGAAGAUUUAACUUUUAAGACACAAGGCGCUUGUUCAGUUGUUGUAGACAAUAAGACAACAUUUUGUGCCCCACCUAUCACCGAUUCAUGUAGAAAUGAUAGUGAUUGUGAUGAAGAUGUAAAAUGCUGUGACAACCCAUGUGGUAAAUAUUGUGCUAAUACGACCAUGCCAUUUAUCACCGAGAAACCAGGAAUUUGUCCGGCAUUAUUAGAUGCUGGUGGAGUGUCUUGUAUUACACCUACGAUUGAUGAAUGUUAUCAGGAUGUGGAUUGUCAAGGAGACGAUAAGUGUUGUGUAAAUCCUUGCGGAAAAUAUUGUGCUCCUCCAUCAAAACAUCUUGCUGCAUCCAAACCAGGUAUAUGUCCGACCCCAUUCGAUCCACACACCGUUUUCUGUGCUAGAAACAGUAAAGAUUCGUGUAGCCAUGAUGGUGAAUGUUCGGGAAAUUUAAAAUGUUGUUCCAACCCAUGUGGUAAAUAUUGUGCUACACCUCACCUGCCAGCUGUCGGACUACAUAUACCAGUUUCAACUGCGUCAACUGCUCCAGGCGAUUGUCCCAGAGCUCCUGACCCAUUACAGAUUGUAUGUUCUACACCCAUCACCGAUUCCUGUCAACAUGAUAAUGAAUGCAGAGAAGGUUUAAGAUGCUGUAGCAAUCCAUGUGGAAAAUAUUGUGCCUUUCCAGUUCGACCAGAACCCUCAUUUAUACCCAGAAAUGAUUUCUGUCCCGUACCACCAGAUCCGAGAACAACAUUAUGUUCUCUACCCAUAAUAGACUCAUGUGCAACUGACGAAGACUGUGAUGAAGAUGGAAAAUGCUGUGAUAAUCCAUGUGGUAAAUAUUGUGCUGGUACCAUUGAGGAAAUACCAUAUGAUAAACCAGGUUUCUGUCCAUUGAUAAUAACAUUUGGCGCAUGUUCUACUACACAUAAUCAGUGUAAAUCAGAUAUUGACUGUAGAGGGAGAAGUAAAUGUUGUCGAAGCAAAUGUGGUACCGUCUGUAGAUUUCCAAAAAAUGGGUGGUACUUCGAUUUCCAUUCCCUUAUUUAGACGUCAGUGACACAAAUCAAUGUUUUCAAAUCUUGGACACUGUAAUUUAGUUAGAUAAUUAAUUGUAAACAUUGCAAUAAAAUAUUGUGUAAGCCAAAAUUGUAGUUAUUUGUAAAUGGUUUAGAAAUCGUUGUAAUAAAGAAAACUAUACUUUG
Patella vulgata (common limpet) is the source of this 1382-nucleotide messenger RNA. Its product is annotated as whey acidic protein. NCBI's taxonomy places the organism in Eukaryota, Metazoa, Mollusca, Gastropoda, Patellidae. Gene Ontology annotation, biological process: antibacterial humoral response; innate immune response. Gene Ontology annotation, molecular function: peptidase inhibitor activity. Gene Ontology annotation, cellular component: extracellular region. Bases 94 to 1227 code for a protein of 377 amino acids. The record is from RefSeq and is a predicted model, not a curated record. The transcript is spliced from 8 exons.